GGUCAAACCCGACAUCGAGACCACUUCUGGUACCGGCAGAGGCGGCGGGGGUUGCAAUCUUAUUGAUUGUCUUAGCCUGAAUGUCUCGUGUAACGCUAACGCCUAACACCUCUGGGAUUCUCGUGUAGGUGCAGGCUAGGAUAGGAAGGAAGGAAGGAAGGAAGGAAGGAAGGAAGGAAGGAAGGAAGGAAGGAAGGAAUGAAGUGAGGAUAGUUAGGUGAGAAGAGAAAGAAAGACGAGACAGAGAUAGAGACAGACAGCUAGUUGAAAGAGCCGUUGCCAAGUUUCUAUUUAAAGCCAAAGGGUAGCGGGUUGCUGCUGUUGGUCGUCGGUAAUUUACGAGCUUGGUAUCCAGGGAGAGGCUAGAAAAGGAAAGGAAAAAAAAAAGGACAGAUUGAAACAGAAGGAAAAAAAAAUAAAAAAUACACACGGAAAUAAGGAGAACGCGAGGAGAGGUCAGUGGAGGAAAAAUAACCAAACAACUUUGACACCCUUGCACAUUCGAGAAGAAGCUUAUACACGCGUAGGUAUAGAAAACGUGAGCCUUUGACACGCGACCUACUUCCUCGAUGACUUUCAAACUAUGCAUGAUGUACGAGGCUGGGAAAUUUAUCGCCGUGGCGGGUUGUUAUACCGCUGGGUUAUUCUUUUCAAAAAUUAUUAGCCUCUCCUCCGAAACGAUGUCGUAAAAGUGAGAACAAAAGUAUUAUUCCUCUUCAAAGAGAACACCGAAUUAUCCACGGACGAACAUCGGUUCCGCCAUCCGCGCGUUGGUUCCCGGUUCUUGAAAAUUUGUUCACCGCGUUCCUCGCGUUAUUCCGCCGCACCCGGAUUCCUGUCCCUCGAAUUUCACCCCCUCCACCCCUUCUGGUAGCCUUUCGGAGCGAUAAAUUCGUCGCUAUAUGGGGUCACUGUAAGGUGGCGGCACCAUUCCCUCGAAUUGCGAUGCAGCCCGACGCGUGAGCCACGUGUCUGUUCGUGUAUGUAUCCGCUUGUUCGUGUGGAGAGAUCGAGUGGAGCACACCCGGGUACCACCUUGUCGGGAUGGCAGCGAGGGAUGUGAAAUGCGCGAGCGCCACAGGGUUAGGUACCAUCUAUAGGAUGCUUUGGAAAAGAGGGGCUGCUGGUUGCGCGCGGGAGAACGAAGAGCCACGGGGUUCGAGGACGGAGGGCGGACGUGCGAGGGGUGGACGAGGGGAGUAGGAAGCGAGGAAGAAGAGGGCGAGAGGUAGGAGACAAGAGGAGGCUCACUCUGCGGCUCCCGCCGCUCGGGAGCAGACAAGCAGGGCCAAACACAAACUUAUUGAAAACUAUUUUAUUAAAAAUUUGUAAAUAACACUCCUUACUCUACUGUAAUAAAGCGAAGCAACAAAAAAACCAACAACGUUUAAAAAGAAUAAGUAAGAAAAAUCAAAAUCACGCAACUAUCCAAUCAGCUCCAAUAAAAAGAAGAAGAAAGAAACAAAAGAAUGAAAAAUUAUAUCCGUGUAAUAGUAAACGCAUAAAAUUUGAAAUAAAAAAUUUACUCGAAAUAUUGAAUAAUAUAAAAUACAAGACAAAACGGAUAGAAGGAAAACACAAAUUCGUUAUUUUAUCAAAAUUCUCAACAACGAAACACUACGACUAACUGACUAACUAACUAACUAACCUCACUGACUAACCAAAUAACUACUUACGCAUAAAACAGAAGCAAAACAAAACAAACAAAAGCAGAAAAGUAAUCAACCAACAAAGCAAAUAAACAAACUAAACGUAAAUCGCAAGCAAAUGCAAAUUUUCAUUUAAUAUGUGUGACCCUUACAUUGUUUUGUCCUACCGCGGGACGGGUUCAGUGUUGUAACUUAGUAUAUAAGGAAAAUAAAGUUCCGAACCGUCGAAAAGACGUAUCAAUUGUACGUACUUAUAUACCUUUGUGCCCUGCUGACAAAGAAUAAGGGGAAAACCGUAUUUGAAGAGUUCGAGGAAAGAUCGUUGAGAGAAAUAGUUGGGAGACGAGAUAAUAAAGAUAAAAAAAGAAAGAAUUUUAAAACAAUAAAACUAAUAAUAAUAAUAAUAUUAAUAAUAAUAAUAAUCAUAUAUAAUCAGGGCUUUAAUUUUUUAUAUUAUACGUAUAAUAUAGUAAUAACAGUAAUAUUUAUAAUAAUAAUUAACAAUAACAGUACAGAUAUUAAAACUGCAAAAGAGAUUGGAUAACAAUCGACUUAGCGUCCUGAACCACGUGCACUGGGAGCAUAUACGCCACGUGCGCGCUAAUUGCUACUAAUUGCUAAGCUAAACACUGCACUAAAAACUUAGUUUAAAACGUCUUGACUCUUGACUUUUGGCGAAAUAAAAAAAUCUCGAUUUAAAAUCGAACAAUAAUAUAGUUAUAUAAUAACUCCACUUAUAUUUAUGAAUUUUUUUAUCAAUCGAUUCGAGUGGCUGUGCACAAUAUUAUUGGGAUGUUCUGCGGUUCAGUAAUAGUAAUAAUAUUGAUAAUAACAGUAAGAAUAGUAAUAAAAUUAUUACCUCGAAGUGUCAUCCUUCGGUAUAUGACAAAGUUCUUCGUUGUCCCGUUUGGCAACAAUUAACUACAAUUACUGGAUCCUACUUGUAUCGCCAAUGCAUCUUGGCGGUAAUUAACGCACUAAUUUCCCUUCCUAUCACGGUCUUUAAUCAUUUUCUUGGGUCACACCACGUGCGCUCUUUGUACAAAUCCUUUUGAACAAACAAAUAAUACCCUUUGAUAUCCUAUCGCGGUACAGCAUCGCGAUUGUACAUCGAAUUCUGUAUCCGUUCCAAAACUCCUCAUCGUCCAUGACGUUAAUCGUUGAAUAGAGUAUCUCUGCUUCUGAAGCAAUUCCUCUUCACAUCCGCACAUCGCUUUCCAAUUCUGCCUUGCGAGUUCAGGCCCGAGAAAGUAAAAUAGGAACAAUAACUUUACCAACGAUAGUAAUAACAACGAACAGCAUACGAAUACCAUUGACUACCAUCAGAUAACGUGCCCAUCUGUCUACACUCACGUUAGAUAAUAAUAUUAUCAUAUUAUCCGAGUGAAACGAGAGGUCGUGAACGAUGGCUGGAUACAAUCACGCGAAUCCGCGUGCGGUCUACCAUGGCACCUACCCAACGCCACUUGCCCCGAACGGCGACCCGAUAAAACUACCAGAGAACUUAGAGACACUGCCCAGGGCGGAGCAGUUUCCGACACAGAGACAUCGAUGGAACACCAACGAGGAAAUCGCUGCCAUUUUGAUAAGUUUCCAAAGGCACGUGGAAUGGCAGAGUCGAGAGGUAAAAGUUCGCCCAAGAAGCGGAUCGAUGCUGUUAUAUUCACGGAAGAAGGUACGAUAUCGGCGGGAUGGUUAUUGCUGGAAGAAACGAAAAGACGGGAAGACAACUCGCGAGGAUCACAUGAAGCUAAAGGUUCAGGGAGUCGAAUGUAUAUACGGCUGCUACGUUCACUCGGCUAUCCUGCCAACCUUUCAUCGAAGAUGUUAUUGGCUGUUACAAAAUCCAGACGUUGUUCUUGUCCACUAUUUGAAUGUCCCUUAUCCGGACGGCGAUGCAAAACUAGCCGCGUUACCACCGUGCCUCGCAUUACCACCGGACAAGAAAGAGUGGACCCGGGAUGAACUCGCUUCUCAGCUGAGGCCAAUGUUCCUCGGUGGAGACGUAGACUAUGACGAUCCAAACGCAACGCAGCAUUCUAAUCAUCCGGUCGACAUGAUCGUCACUCAGCUCCUCGACAGGCAAAGAGCAUCCAAUACCCCGUCGACUGGUGGAGCUCAGCUUGCUCCCAGAAGACUAACGCCCGACAAUCAGGUGACUUCCACAACGGGGGGUCAGCAGCCUUCUUCCACAGCACCGAACGCACCUAGGGUAUACUCGCGACAUUCCCAUUCCACCCAGAACCAACAGCCAGCACCCCUGGUUCUGAGCUUACAGCAAAUCCAAGGAGGAGGUGGCCUCUUGAUUUUGAACAGCCAGCCUUACCAUCAGCAACAGCAGCAGCAGCAGCAGCAGCAGCAGCAACAACAACAGCAACAGCAGCAGCAGCAGAAUCAGCGAAUUGAGAUGAGGCAAGUGACGGAGCAGCAGAUAGUUCAGCAGACGAGCGUCGACAGGGAGCAGCAGACUCAGCAUGAAUUGGAUAACCAGGAUAGCAUGCAAAGGUCGAGCACUCAAACACUGCCGGCGUCCAGUUCGGUAGUGACAGAUUUUGCAGAAACCUUGGACCUCAGUCAGGAAGACAUUCAACGAACAUUGUCAGCGAACAUGGUGCCCCCUGCUCCAUCGCCCUCUCCAGCUGACGACAACAUCAUCAAUCCAAUGGACUUUAUCGACUCCUCAGACGACGUUCUCGUCAAUUUAGACGCCUUUGACGUAUUUGGCGAUCUACCAGAGCUCCACGACUUUGAAACCGAGCAAGCGAAAGCCAUUGAAAGGGGCAGGUCGGAUAGCGAUGCGAACUGUCACCCGAACACAGCUCAUAUCGCCGAAUAUAGUCCAGAAUGGAGUUAUACAGAGGGUGGCGUAAAGGUACUAGUCGCUGGACCAUGGACUGGUGGUAGUGGAUCUCAAUCUUACUCGGUCUUGUUCGACGCUGAGCCAGUAGAGGCCUGCCUGGUGCAACCUGGGGUGCUACGUUGUCGAUGUCCGGCGCAUGCUCCAGGUCUGGCUUCCCUUCAAGUAGCCUGUGACGGUUUCGUGGUUUCGGACAGCGUUGCAUUUGAGUAUCGGCGUCCAUCAACAGCCGAACCGAGUCCCGAACGGGCCCUUCUAGACAGGCUGGCUGACGUCGAAGCCCGCCUCCAAGGCCCUGGUCCUCCCUCGCCAGCGGCUCACUUCGAGGAACGACUUGUCGCCUAUUGCCAGGACGCAGUUGCGCGACCUUGGCAGGUCGGCGCUGAACCUCUGCAGUCCGGAGGACCGACUCUUCUGCACUUGGCUGCUGGGUUGGGGUACUCUAGGCUGGCUUGUGCUCUACUUCAUUGGAGAGCUGAAAAUCCCAGCACCGUACUGGACGCUGAAGUCGAUGCCCUACGGCAGGAUGGAAGCGGACUCACGCCUCUUGCCUGGGCAUGCGCUGCUGGACAUGCCGAUACAGCUAGAAUACUGUACAGGUGGAACGCGAUGGCAUUACGAGUGAAAGACAAUCGAGGUAGAAGCGCGACUGAGAUAGCAUCGGGAAACGGUCAUUCGAUGAUAGCGGAAGAGUUGAAUCAAUUAGAAGCGCGGAGGCAGGACGAAGGGCUUUUUUUGCGUCCAGCAAGCCCUAGGAGACCUUCCCAAGACAGUGGCCUUGAUUUAGCGCUAUGUGGCUCACCGCUGUUGGACAACAUGGAGUUGUUGCAAGAAGACGAAACAUCGUUGAGCCUCGGCCAACAGAGAAUGGAGAGUACUCCUAGUGCUCCCAACCCCCAAGAGACCGUAGGGGAGGAAGAUGCCAAGGUACUGACGUUGGCGGAACAGAUAAUCGCAGCGCUUCCAGAACGAAUAAAACGUGGUGACGGAGAACCUCCCUCGCCAUCUUCACCCCCGUCACCGCCUCCGCCGUUAACGCCAUUGGAAGAUGCCUUGAUGGAGCAAAUGCCCCUGGAUUCGGGCGAACUGUUCGAUUCGUAUCGGGACUGCGGCGGGGGAGCGGCAUCAGUGUCAGACGUUGACGCUGAUGCCAGUCCCUCGAGUCCAUCGAGCAGUUGUCUGACGCCAGACUCGCCCUCGCCGCCACCGACGACUGCGGAUUUUUGCGAAUUCCUCCAACUCCAGCUACAGCUGGACGGCGGGAACGGUCACAACGCUCGUUACGGUUACGAAAACUGUGAUCGUAACGUAGUUUUGGGCGGGGGUAUUUGCGGCGGUGGUGGGGGUGACAGUGAGGCCGAUUUGAGCAGAUUGACACUCUCCGACCGGGAACAACGCGAACUUUAUCAAGCCGCUCGAAUGAUCCAAAAGGCUUACCGCAGCUACAAGGGACGCCAACGGCAAGAAGAAGCCGAACGACAUGCUGCCGUACUCAUACAGCAGUACUAUCGACGGUAUAAACAGUACGCUUAUUACAGACAAGCAACUCGAGCAGCGUUAGUUAUCCAGAGUAACUACCGCAACUACCGGGCUCGUCCUGGGUCUUCCAGCUCACGGCAACAAGCCGCUUACCAACAAGCCGCCCAUCAAGCUGCCAGAAAAAUUCAGCAGUUCAUGAGGCAAUCCAAAAUCAAACUGCAGAGCGCCAGGGCCGUCGCAAACGGGAGCGUGAGGCAGCCGGGACACACUUCACAGGGGGCUGUUGCCCUCCAAAGCUCGCCCUCAUCUAGCCCAGGGGCCAGCCUAGCAGCCGCGAACCAAGAUGCCACCCAGCAAACAAACACCGUUCAUCCUUGCCAUCGGUAGCAUCGGGUGCCGGUUUUAACCAGAAGCAAUGCCACCGUGUUUAGGUAUUUCUGCUUUAGUGGCUAGGUAAACGGCACAAGGUACAAAGAAACAAAAAAAAAAAAAAAAACAAAAAAAAAACGACAAUGAAGGAAAAAAAAACCUGAUGCUAUCAAACGCUAUGUACUGUGGCGAUAAUUGAUCCGUUGUUAAUACUAUUACCCUCACGGUGAACAGUGGCGUGUCUCGGCUGGUUCCGUCUUUCGAAAUAUACUGAAGAAAAUCAGAGACAGAGAGAAAGAGAGAGAGAGAGAGAGAGAGACAGGGGGAAAAUAGUAUAUUUUGUAACAAGGAGGCAAACGCGGUCUUUUCGGGUCGAGCAUAAGUUUGCAAUGUGAAUCGUAGGUGAACCGAUGACGAAUAUUGCAAAUAAGCAUGGCGAAAAGACCGUUGGCUCCUUGUUCCACACGAUUCUUUAUGUAACAAGAGUAUGUUACGCGUUUUUUCACGAAGCAUGAAGUUGAAGUUAGGGUCGCUUGAUGUCAGAUUCGUUCGCGACAGCGCAUGCGCGUAGUACAGAAAAAGCCACUUUCAACUUCUAGGACUUGAAAGUGGUCUCUUCAGUACUCUGCGCAUGCGCGUUCGUAUACUCAAUCGACCUUCAUAGAAACAGGUACUUUGUGUAUGGAAAACACGCAUGAAAAAACGCGCGAAACGUGCUCGCGUUAUAUAAAUAGGACAUUUCAUAACUAAUAUGAAUGAGGCUUGUUGAGGAGACGUGAGGCUUGCAGUACGAGCCACAGACGAGUGCUGUAACACGUGAGUCAAAAAACAUCCAUACGAGUUUCGACCUGUACUUUUGAAUACAAGAGCCACGAAGUCACGACAACGUCGCAAUUUUGAGCUUAGUGUGCUAAAAAAAUAUUGUCCGAUUCAUCCAACGACGAAGAUCUGCAGUGCGCGUUGGUGCGUUGCGCUGAAGACGACUCCGUCCUUCCUCGAUAAUGAAAGAAAAUGAUAAAAAUUUUUGAACGAAUGAAGAUUAAAAAAUAUAAUGAUUGAAUGAAUAAGAAAAAACACACAGAAGCAAACAAAAAUCACGAAAAAAACGUACAGAGAACGCAGCGAGUAUCCGAAAGUAUGAAAAUGAAUUGCCACUUUUGCGAACUAGUGCGAAGAUGCUGAUUUCUAUGGAUUUGUACUGACUGACUGACUCGAGUAGCCCAAGGCUUAGCUGCUGCCUUGUUAUUAUAUUACAAUUGUUCCUAAACACAGGUAAAGACAGUAUGUAAGCGUGCGCAGAUACACACACAUCAUAUAUUUAUAAAUGUAUAAAUAAUUGUAAUUUAUCAAAAUUUGAAGAAAUUUUAUUUUUCAUUUUUUCAUCAACCCCUCGAUAAUUCAGUUUCCCGACGCCUUGAAACGACACUACGUGAAAAAGGAUAGAUAAUAAUUAGUAUCCACGGUGACUUUUUACACAUGGCGCUCAUAAUCAUGCGUGAUCAUUUCGUUCUUUCUGGUCAUCUUUAUUGCACUCGCGUCUGUUGAAAUUCGUAUUGAAACUCGAAUAUGUACAGAUGAAAUCUGACAGCCGCUCUGAUAAUCGCAUACAAAUGUAUAUUUAAGCGUUUCCUGCAGUAACGGAGGAGAGAAAUAAGAUGUAACGAGGUUUCAUUUAUAAAAACUCGAGAAAAACACGACGUAAUACAACGACGAAACGAGAAACAAACCGAUAUCGAAUGUACUUAAACUGCUCGUGAAAAAGAAAAUGGAAAAAAAUCGAGAGUAUCUAUGAACGGAAAAGAAUAAACGGCACUCCCUGUAAUUCUGUUAUAAGGUAAAUCACGAAUUGCGAGCAUAUCAAUUCCCACUAAAAAGGAAUGUUGUGUAAGGGAAAGAAAUAAACGUUAAACGAAAACGUUAUUGUUACACCUACUUAACUUGCGAUGCGAUAUAGCUUUUAUUUUUCUGUCUUUCAUUAGUCAUCUCAUAAUUAUAUUGUACGGACAGAGUGUGGUGCGAGAAAACAGCGAAAUGAAAUCGAAGGUUUAUUACACGUAUGCAGGUAUAAUCUGUAAGAAUUCAAAUGUAUUAUGAUCCAACGUUUUUAUUUGAUAUUCUAAAACUGAAAGAGAAGAAAAAGAAAAAUUGUUCGUUUUAAAAAGGAAGACGAGAGCUCUUAGUGGAGCCCUGAUCGACGGGCUGUGCUUAGUGAAAUCACACAUUGUAAUGAAUUUUCUUAUUAUAAUAUAUAUUACACGAAAAAAAAAAUAUAUAUAUAUAUAUCCAGAGAGAAGAAAGAGAGAUUCGUUGAAUAGUUAGAUAAUUGAAUACUAAAAAUUAUCUACAUACCUUGACUAAUUCUAUCCAUAAUAAUUAACCAUCUACCUACUUAUGUAUAACUACCAAUAUUUCUCUCGUAGGUUUUCAUCAUUCUCAAAAGAAAAUCGCAAAAAAGAAAAAAAAAAAACAAAAAAAUUUCUCUUCUAUGGGAUAGAAAUCGCAUACAUAAUUAACAUAGAGGAAGCACACUCACGGAUUUCCGUCAAUAAGUCUUAUAAUAAGAGUAUAAACAUAUAGUGUUUAACUGAUCAAACAUUGUGAUAACUCCAAAAAGUGAUCCAAGAAAGUAUUUCACGAAAUGAAAAUGUCACAUGUAUAAAUUAUUUAUGAUGAUGACAUUUGUUAAUUGAAAUAGCAGAGACAAGUAGACAAAUCCAAUCAAUGAUACCCUGCAUAUCUAUGCUCACGUUGCGUUUGAGACUGCAGUUUGGCACGCGUGAAUCGCAAACUUAAUUUCAAUCAUCGUGUUUUUUUCAUUACUUUCAUUAUUUCUCAAUUCGAUACAAAUGAUUUAAAAUUUAGGCAAGAAUCGGAGCCUCAAAAUCUUUCGUAGAUAUUUGAAAGAACUCGUUUUUCAAGCAUCAGUUGGGAAAAAAAUUGAAUCAAUUAGUUUCAUGGAAUUCGAUUAUUGGGAAUGAGCAGAAACACGAAAUACAAAUUCUUCAGGAUUUAAAUUUAUAGAAGCAGGACUUUUCAAUUGAAAAAGAAAGUCCGAGUUUGUAUCUUCGGAACGUGAGCAUAAUUUGCACGUAAUAUUGAAAAUAAAUGUUGUUUAACACACGAGUCAAUUCCAAUGAGCAUUUUCAUGCCAUUUAUAAGCUUAAAGAUUUAUUAUUCUUAGUUGUUAUAAAACGUCGAGGAUGAAUUUCGAGAAAAAAAGAGUUAUGAAAUAAAGACGAAAAAACACAUACACGCGUAAAUAAAGUAAAAUCAUCGAAUGUUAAAAAAAAAAAAAGAAACAAAAUUUGAAAAACUUCAAUCUUUCAAUCAUUGUUAUAUCCAUUAGUCAUGAUGUUACUGCUGAUACUUAAAUGAGACUAGUAGUUAUUCUUAUUGAUAUUGUUAUUAUUAUUAUUAUCAUUAUUAUUAUUAUUAUUUUUAUGUUUAUUUUUAUUUUUAUCAUCAUCAUUUUUAUUGUUAUUUUCAUGAAUAUGAUAAUAAUUAUUAUUACAUACAAACUAUUGUUAUAUUUAUAUUUUUGCUUAAAGUAAAUAUUCCAUAGCUCUAUUAUACCUACGUUAAAGUAAAAUUUAGUACCUAAUUGAAAUUCUAGUGACAAAGAGAGUGAUGAGGGUUGAAAUACAUUAUAUAUGGCGCAGUUUUCCUCUAAGUGCGGUUUUCACAAAUGGCAAUCAAUUUUUGAAUUUUACAUUUGUAUUUAAUAAAAGAACAAAGCUAAAAUAACACAGAAUAAAACAGAAAAUAACGAUUCGGAAGCGGGACAGAAAAUAAUUAAAAAAAAAAAAAAAAAAAAAACAACAGUAAAAAUUAAUAAUAAUCAUAAUGUGUCGAAUACCGUCGCGCUUAGUGGUAAAAACUGUUAAUCGGCUAAUGGUUUAGUCUAAAACAUAGGAGCUCAACUACAGGAGCGGUAAAUUGCUUUGAUAUUUUCAAAUUCUAAUAAAAAGGAUAAUAAAUUGAACAAAAAAAAUUUAAUCAUAACAAUAUCUACGUAGCAUUUUAGAUACGAUUGAAAUAUAUUUAUAGAGAUCCAAGAUCUUUUCACGCAGCAGCAUGAAUAAAAAUGAAUUAACAAUAGUAACAACAACUAUAAUAAUAAUAAAUAAAUAAUAAUAAUAAUAAUAAUAAUAAUAAUAAUAUGAGCGAUGAUGAAUAAUAAUGAUAAUCUUAAAAUAAAAACAAUAGUAUGAAACAAAUCAACUAUCGUGAGUUGAAAUUACGUACCUCCAUAUAUUGAUAUAUAUAUAUACAUGUAUAUGUUAUAUAUAUUCAUAUAACAUAUAUGUAUGUAUGUCAUGGUCAUUAAAUUUUCUAGGGUAGGCGCUUCGAGGUAUAAUUGUAAUACGUACCUUAUACAUUUUCAAACUUCACUUAAAAAGUGAUUAUAUCUCAAAUUUAAAUUUAAUAUUAUUAGAAAAGAAAAAACACAAAAAAAAAAAAAAGAAAUUGAAACUUCUUGAAUCUAUAUUAUAUGAUAAAGUAGGAUAAGAAAGCCAAGAGUCAAAGACGAAUAGAUAAUAGGAGCCGCAUGGCCUAACCGCUGCCACUUUCAUUAAUUACAUAAAUUUGAUGAGAACAGAAAACAAGACAAAAUAAUUAAAAAAAAAAAAAAAAAAAACUGAAUUAGAAGAGAAAUAAAGAAGAAGAAGAAGAAAACAUCACUACAACGUGUACACGUAAAUAAUACUUCGAAAUCGAACGAUACGAGGGGAGAAAUGUUAUGCCACUUUUAAAACGGUUUUUAGACGCAGUAAAUUAUUAUAGAUUAGCGUUAUUUAAAAAUCUUUCGAAUCGAUAAUGGAAUUAUAUAACCAGUGCUUCGGAUCCAGAUCCUUGAUGCUUCUUAUAUCCUUCUACUUCCGAGUUGAAACGAAUCGUUCAUUUAAUUCUUCGUUGAUAUGCAUUUAUUAACUGUAUUAUCGUCGUCUGACGGAAUAGUGGAACGAUAAAGAGUGAAAAAAAUCAACGAAACGUAGAAAUUUGUGCGAGGAAAUAACUUGAAAACUGAAAAGGAAUUCGAGUCGGUAAAAUUAGCACAGUAUUUAUAUUUCUUAUAUAUAUAUAUCAAUUGACUCUUCCUAUAUGGCAACGGUACAGUUGACGUGCAAGGUUUUAGAAUCUGGAUCCGACAAUGUGAUUCACUUUAAAGCUUAUUCAGUCGAGAAUCUUUAGCGAUCUAUCAUAUGAAUUAUAAAACAAAUUUUUCAAUCAUUCACAUUCAGGCCAUUCCCUCCUAUUCGAUCCUCAGUAGCUUCUGGGGACGGAGCCUUUCGGAUAUGGCAGAACGGUAGUAAUUCUUAUUAUCAUACGGCUAGAUCAGCGUGAAAUCGCGAGACCUGCUACGGAGCGAAAUUUCUGAUCACCUAUAAAAUAAAAUGUACAGUUAUUCUUUGACAAAAUUUAAAAAUGACCGUAUUUCAGGAUUUCAUCGUACUUGAAAUUACUCACUUAAAAGCUGAUCGUUUUUUCAAUCUGUGCUUAUUCUUAUAAUUAUUUUUCUAAAAGUUGCGCAGGACUUCACAAGCUUUUUAAAAAAUUUCAACUUUGCCAAUAUCGGCGAAUAUAAUUAGCGGAGGUAUUUACAAUAAUCUUGACAUAGUUGAAGAUGUCUUUUUUUACGAAAAUUUUAUACAUCGUAGUUCUAUAAGGAAACCCUUUAUUUCCACCGAGUAAAUGUAUGCUGAUUUAAAAAAUAAAAUACGUGAACAUUUCUUUCUAACGAGAUCUUCAAAUACGGGUCUUUUUAAAUUUGCCAACGAAUUACUUAUUUUAUUUUCACAUGAUUUGGAUUUCGGUUCGUGGGAGACUGCAUCGUUUCAUAUCUGAACUCAUCCAUGCAUAGAAUACUUGAAAGUAUUGAAUAAAAUUAGCACCAGUCUGCAGGCGCAGUCGCUAGAGAUAUUUGAACUAAAGAGAGAUGGGAAGAAAGAAAUCAUUAAAAAGGUUCAUUAAUAAUAAUUACACGUACUCGAUACCUCCUAAUAAUACUACCUUAUUACCAUAUUAUUAUACUUGCUACAUUAGAGAAUAUACGAAUUACAUAAAGAUUCAGGCUCGAUAUCCAUUUAUUGUAAUAUUUUUAUUAUCGCAAACCGUACUAAGUAUAAUUACAAAUUAUUCAAUUAUAUUAUACAAUAUAUACUGUAUAUGUAUACAUAUUAUAUACAAUAUACAUAUAUGUAUACACAUGCGUAUAUAUCUAUCACUAACUAUUAUUUAUUGACUAACUAAGUAACUAACUAACUAAUUAACUAACAUUGUAAAUAAUAAUGAAAAUAUUUUAUCUAUAUAUUUCUGGGGGAUGGGGGCGAGGUGAUUGUCUUUAUCUCAUGGCAGCGCCGUUAUCCCAGUUAAAUCGUGACCCCCUCCCCCCCAUCAUUGUUACACCAUUUCAUCAUUGCAUUUAAUAAAUUAUAUAUUUAUUGACUUA
Neodiprion virginianus is the source of this 12805-nucleotide messenger RNA. RefSeq names its product calmodulin-binding transcription activator 2 (gene Camta). The record is from RefSeq and is a predicted model, not a curated record. Gene Ontology annotation, cellular component: nucleus. Bases 3055 to 6372 code for a protein of 1105 amino acids. Gene Ontology annotation, biological process: regulation of transcription by RNA polymerase II. Lineage: Eukaryota; Metazoa; Arthropoda; Insecta; Hymenoptera; Diprionidae. Gene Ontology annotation, molecular function: protein binding; double-stranded DNA binding; transcription coregulator activity. The transcript has 14 exons.